AUGUCGAUAGACACCGAACGCUCUGUCUCCCGCGGCCGCGAGCCCUUCAGCUCCUCUGGGCGCGGUGGACUCGGGAACAUCCGGCCGACGUCGACCUCGCGGGACCGGCCGACGGACGGGCCCGACGACUUCUCCUCCACGCGGGGCCGGGAGCCGCCCGUCGCGAGCGGCAUCACAGAGCUGCGCUCGACGGGCCGGGGCGGCGCGGGGAACAUCCGCUCGCCCUCGCGCGACGCCGACGUGCGCGCCGCGGCCGAGCGUGACCUCAUCCGCGCACACGAGGAGCGCGACAAGGCGCUCCCCCACUCCACGGGCCGGGGCGGCGCGGGCAACAUCAGCGCCAGCCGCUCGCGCUCCCGCGGGCCGGCGUCGCCCGUCCCCCUCGUGCACUCCAGCGGCCGCGGCGGCGCAGGCAACAUCGCCCCCGGCCCCGCCCCGGCGCUCGAGCGCGGCCGCCCGGGGCCCGCCCCGGAGGGAAUACACACCACCGGCCGCGGCGGGUAUGCGAACCUCACCGACGCGCCGUCGCCCGCGCCGGAGCACGUCGUGCACCACCCCGGCCCGUACGAGAGCUCGGGCCGCGGCGGCGCCGGCAACAUGUCGCGGUCACGCGAGCGCUCCGCGUCGGGCUCGCGUGAGCGCAGCGCGAGCAAGGACCGCGAGCGCGAGCGCGGCGGCGUACAGGGGCUGUGGACCCGUCUGCACGGCCACAGCCACCCCGCCCCGAUCCCCGAAGGCGACGGUCCCGGCACUGUCGGCGGCGGCGGGCGCGGCGCAAUCUGA
Messenger RNA from Mycena indigotica, 783 nucleotides. RefSeq lists its product as uncharacterized. The record is from RefSeq and is a predicted model, not a curated record. Lineage: Eukaryota; Fungi; Basidiomycota; Agaricomycetes; Agaricales; Mycenaceae. The transcript is spliced from 3 exons. The coding region runs from base 1 to 783 and encodes 260 amino acids.